Seminavis robusta is the source of this 2181-nucleotide messenger RNA. The record is from the annotation of a GenBank genome assembly. Lineage: Eukaryota; Bacillariophyta; Bacillariophyceae; Naviculales; Naviculaceae.
AUGGCCCACCGACAAGUGGAAACCACGUCGGUUCACUCCUCGGCUUAUCACAGUGGUUGGAUCCGAAUAUCCGAAGAGGGUCCUUGGGAGGUGGUGGCACACAACAACAAUGGAACAGAAAAUGUUCUGCCCUGCACGUACUUGGAUCUUGCCACACAAAUCAACAUGCAAAAGUCAAGUGAACGAUCCAAAAAGUAUCCACGCUCUCUCUUACGAUGGAAUAAAGAUUGGCAUUUUAAUGAGAAUCUCAAUUUGCCUCCAGAGAAGGGUAUCCUGGUUUUAUUUGAAGCCAUGGCCAGUGAAGGAGUGGCAGUAGCAUUAUCUUCCCAACCAGGAUAUCAGCGUGGUGGAACUGUCGAAAUCACUUUUGGAGCCGUGGGAAACACCAAAGCUACCAUUCUAAAACGAAAUGCCCCCAAUAGCAAUCCAGCCGUAUCGCAAGUAUCCAGUCCUUGUCGUGUAUGCCAAGAGACCACCUGGACUUCCUUUUGGAUUGCAAGAUGGAAAGGAAAAACCUAUGCUGGAUUGGGCAAUGCACCUGGACAAAAAUGCCUGGCUGUCUUGGAUGAGGAAAAGAAAGACGAGGAUGCUACAAUAGAAGACAACGACGACGACAAGCCGUCGAAUGAAACCAGCGCAGACAACAACGAUACUAUCGAUGAGGACAAUGCUGCUGCCAAUGAAUCCACGCAACAAACCAAAAUUGGAGACAUUCGAUACGUGGGAUUGGCCAAUGCCGCACAACAAGGGCGCCCCGUCAAAAUUCGCAAUCUAUAUGUGACCCAAAUUCCCACCUUUGUGGCGGAUGUCUUGGAAAUCACCACGGAUUCCACCACCAUGGAUGUUCUCAUGGACGGUAGCCAACCACAACCAUCCUUGCAAGAACAGCAAGACAAUGACGAAGCUGCCUUCAAGGCAUAUCAAGAAGAAUGUCGCAAGGCAAAAGCCAGGGCAGAAAAGUUUGGAACUGCCUAUAAGGAACCGGACAUGGCAUCGGUAUUGCCAUGGAGUCAAACUCGAAAGUUUCGAGCCAAUCCACUCAAGGCACAGGGAUUCAUUACAGGAAUUGAUGUUACCGAUCCAGCCGAGUUGGCCAAGCAAGAAGCACGGAAAUCACGGUUUGGAGACAACACCAAAAAACGAGAACUGGAAGAGGAUGCAACGGAAGAGGCUGGUGGAGAGGAUCCACCAGCCAAAGACGCGGCAACAGGGACCAAAAUGGAGGAGAGCAACGACGAGGAUUCCAUCCCCAUUAUUCAGGCGUGGGACAAUGAAGAGUUGGUUCGAUUUCAAAGGGUGGACCCACCCGAAUCUUUGUGGGCCAAACCACCGGCAGAAACUGCGGAAAGCAAAGAGCCACCAGCAGAUGAAUUUGCCAUGGAAACUGACAAGCCUACGCUGACACCUGAAAAGAUUCAUAUUUUCAGUAUUGACUGGUCAGCGUUCAAACAGAUUCGAUCGGAGGAUCUGAUGGCUUAUUUUACAGUCUAUGGACCAUCCUAUGUGGAAUGGCUAGGCGACUUGGGAUGCAAUAUUCUGUUUGAAGAUAAAUUUUCAGCUGUUCGUGCGAUGCAAGCCAUGGCAGAAGAGAUCCCUUCUCCGCCACCGAGUGGACUCAAUGAGGAUGACGAGGAUUACGUGCCACCUGACUUUGGAGCCAUGGGAUGGAAACUGGGCAAGAACUUCGUUCGAAAGGUUAAGAACGACAGGUUUGGGAAACGUGGAACGAUAGCCCGUAUCCUGAUGCGUCCGGCAACUUCUUUGGAUAUUCUCGUCGAGCGACCAAAUACUUGGCCCGAUCCACCGCCUGGCUUUAGUACCAGGCGAAUUCUUGGGCCUGGCGAUGACUACAGGGUAGUCAAUGAAGACGAAGAGGACGACAAUCAGCACAAUAAUCGUCGAAAAAAACGUCGCAGGCGCAAUUCUGAUGGCGACAAUAGAAACUCCUACAACAACAAUAACAGCAACAACCACUCGUCCAACAACAAUAACGAUGGCGGUUCCAACCGCAAUAAGAAUGGUGCGACCGGGAAGCGACGACAGCGCGGCGAAGACUCGACUUCAUCGCAACCAUCGGCUAAAGACCGUUUGAAUCAAGGACUCUCAAGUGGAAGAGCCGGUUUUUCAGUCGAGGAGAUGGAAGCAUUGCGCGCAGCAAAGAAGAACACUGCGUCGAAAUAA